This is a messenger RNA of Botrytis fragariae, 1200 nucleotides long. RefSeq names its product putative pyridoxal-phosphate dependent enzyme protein. Bases 1 to 1200 code for a protein of 399 amino acids. The record is from RefSeq and is a predicted model, not a curated record. NCBI's taxonomy places the organism in Eukaryota, Fungi, Ascomycota, Leotiomycetes, Helotiales, Sclerotiniaceae. The transcript has 2 exons. Gene Ontology annotation, molecular function: threonine racemase activity; magnesium ion binding; L-serine ammonia-lyase activity. Gene Ontology annotation, biological process: pyruvate biosynthetic process; L-serine metabolic process; D-serine biosynthetic process.
AUGGCAGAUCCCAACACUCGUCUCCCGCUUAAUCGCCAAUCGGUUCUGGAUGCUCACGAACUUAUUAAAUCGCAUAUUCAUUAUACCCCAGUUCUGACAAAUAGGACAAUUGACGAAAUAGCGAGUACACCACAGACUGCGGAGGCCUUGAAAGGGACAGAGUGGGAAGGAAAGGAACCUGCGAGACCGAAAAUUAGACUAUGGUUUAAAUGUGAGAAUCUACAGAGGGUGGGCGCAUUCAAAGUUAGAGGGGCUUUUCAUGCACUGAAGAGGUUAGAGGAGGCAGAAGGAGGAGUUGAAGCUGGGCAUGGAGAAGGAGGUUGGAGACAGAAGGGUGUGGUUACACAUAGCAGUGGAAACCACGCACAAGCCCUCGCACUCGCAGCCCGUGAACUCGGCAUCCCAGCCCACAUCGUCAUGCCCACCAUCUCGACACCCUCAAAAAUAGCCGCGACCAAAGGUUACGGCGCAAAUGUUAGAUUCAGCGGGUCAACAUCAGUAGAGCGAGAAGCAAUGGUUGAAGAGGUUAUGAAGGAAACAGGCGCAAAACUUGUGCCGCCAUACGAUCAUCCGGAUAUUAUUGCUGGGCAAGGAACCAUGGGUCUGGAAUUGGCAGAACAGGUUAGGCAAUUACAAAGUGAAAGAGGCACAGGCAAUCAAGGUGGCCAGGAGACAAAAGGAUUAGAUGCGAUUAUUACUCCUUGUGGAGGCGGGGGUAUGUUAUCAGGCGUUGCGCUUUCGUGCGAAGGAAGAGGAAUCCGAGUAUUUGGCGCGGAACCCGAGUUUCAGGGCGCGGAUGAUGGACGGCGCGGUUUCGAACAGGGGAAGAGAAUUGAAAGUGUGAAGAGUCUCACGAUUGCGGAUGGGUUGCGCACGCCGGUGGGGAAGAUUCCGUGGAGUGUUAUUUUUGAGAGGAGAUUGGUGGAGGGUAUGUUUAGUGUGACGGAGGAGCAGAUUAAGAAGGCGAUGAGGUUGGUGGUUGAGAGGAUGAAGGUUGUGGUGGAACCGAGUGCGUGUGUGGGGCUUGCGACGGUGUUGUUUCAUGAGGGGUUUAGGGGGGUGGUGGAGAGGGAAGCGGGGGAGAGGGGGUGGGAUGUGGGAGUGGUUUUUAGUGGGGGAAUGUGGGGGUUGAGGCUUUGGGGGGUUUGUUUGGGGAUGGGGGUAAUGGGGAGGAAGGGGAGAGGGCACAGGGGAAGGUGA